Messenger RNA from Populus euphratica (Euphrates poplar), 1117 nucleotides. Its product is annotated as pentatricopeptide repeat-containing protein At5g10690-like. The transcript has 4 exons. The coding region runs from base 136 to 702 and encodes 188 amino acids. Lineage: Eukaryota; Viridiplantae; Streptophyta; Magnoliopsida; Malpighiales; Salicaceae. Gene Ontology annotation, molecular function: protein binding. The record is from RefSeq and is a predicted model, not a curated record.
UGAUAGGACAUCGAGCCCAAAUUUGAAAUAUCUUGGACAAAUUGCCUUUUCGUUGCUUGUAUUAGUAAAUCUAUUUACUUAUUGUGGUCUCACUACAAGCAUGGAUUUUUUUUUAUUAUUGAUAUUUUGAAAAUCAUGAGCUUAUUUAUAUUGCUGCAUUUGCACUGCUGUAGUGCAGGAGAUAUACGCCGAGCUAAGGGUCUUCUAGCCCGCUAUGGUUAUUUGCUUCAUGAAAGCUGCAAUCCUUCCAUUUUGGUAUAUAACUUAUUAAUGAAGGGAUAUAUAAGUGCUGGCUGUCCUCAAGAUGCCUUGCCUGUGCAUGAUGAAAUUUUGGAGUUAGGAUUAACCCCUGACAGGCUCACCUAUAGUACUCUGAUAUCUGCAUGUGUGAAGGCUGGGAAAUUGGAUGCUGCAAUGCAAUUCUUUGACAAAAUGAAGGACAAAGCACAAAACUUUAGUCGUGCCAAGCUUUAUCCGGGUGUUGUCACUUACGCAACAUUACUUCAGGGCUUUGGUGGUGCCAAGGAUCUCCUCUCAGUUCUGAAGAUUGUCUCUGAAAUGAAAAUGCAUCGGAAUUUAGUUAUUGAUCGAACUGCAUUCACAGCAAUGGUUGAUGCGUUGCUAAACUGUGGUUCCAUGAAUGGUAUGCCACAUUUGGAUAUUUACUCAGGGUUCUGCAGUGCUUAUCAAUUUAGGUUAUAAGCUGCAUUGGAAUUGAAAUUUGAAUUAAUAUCAGCAUCUUGUAACAUUUAAGCAUUUAACCAUAUAUGCAUGCAUGUAUACUUUAAAAAAAGUGCUUUCUGUUUUUAUUUUUUCAUGCUGAAUAGUACCAUCUGAUUCAUUUUAAUGGGUGAAGGCUACACAAAGUGUAGUUGAACUUCUACUUCUUUCACUUCUGACGCUAGCUGUCACACCCCUCUCCGAAUUACUUUGGUAAUGCAUCUUAGUAUCUUUGAUUAUAUUCACUUUAGAAUUGUGCUUUAAGUUAGUUAAGUAAACCAACCUCUCUAAUUGCUUCUUAUUGUUACCUAAUCAAUUAAAUUUACCUACCAGACAUGUAUUUAUAAGCAUACACAACCUGCUGUCCAUUAAACAAACUUAUAUGACAUCUUGUUGU